AAUCAACCAAACACCAACAUACAAGAACCACAACCAGCUCUUCCCUUCCCUCUCCUAUGUAUUACUAGGAAGCAAAGACUAAGAAACCAAGCGGGAAAUAUUGGAAGAAAAAAAGAAGCAAUGCCCAAAUUCAAAAAGGGAGGAGGUCCGGCCCCCGCCGGCGCCGCCGUUCACCAACAUCCAAAGAAACACCGGAAAAUGCACAUGUUUUCUAAACUCUCGACGACGAGUUCUGCGGCUGCUGCUAAAGCUCCCCAGGGACAGGGAGUGGGUAUUGCGCAUCCGGAGAAGAAGAAUGGCAGUGAUGGGAAGAAGCCGUCACAGAAGCAGCAGAAGCAGCAGAAGAACCAGCGGCCUGUGGUGCCGUUUGGGAGGAAGGAUCGUAUCUUGUUGGUCGGGGAAGGCGACUUCUCCUUUGCUCGCUCAUUAGUCCUUCAACACCACUGCAAAAAUGUCAUUGCUACAUGCUAUGACUCCAAAGAGACGCUCUACGACAAGUACCCUAAAGCGGAGCAUAUUAUUCACGAUAUCCUGGAUGCCUCUACAAAAAGGCCAACAAAUGCGGAUGUUCCCGAUAGUAAGGGCACAUCGUCCCCAAGCGCUGAAAAGGGAACGAACAAUAAAGAUGAGGUCGGGAAUCAUAACGCACAAGGCUCCAUUGAGGACCAAACGCAACGCCGUGGUCCAAAAGUUCUUUAUGCGGUUGACGCUCGAAAACUCGGUCUUCCUGGGGGUGGCGGGAAAGAAAUCCGCUCCGGCUUUUCACGGCGAGAGCGUCAACGCCCGGCAUGGAAAAAGGCAAAGGAUGGUGCUUCAUCUUCUGCAUCAAAGGGUGGGCCCUGGGAUGUGAUCUGCUUCAACUUUCCUCAUGUCGGCGGUCUCUCCACCGACGUCAAUCGGCAGGUGCGCGCCAACCAAGAACUUUUGGUGGCCUUCUUCAAAGCGUGCGUGCCCUUGUUGUCGCAUCGUCCCGAACCUGCGGGUAGUGAUGAUGAAGAGGAUUGGGACGACUGGGAGAACUCUGAACCUGUACCAAGCCAAGACGAAGACGAUGGUGAUGGUGACGGCGACGGCGAUGGGGAUAGCAACCAACUGCGGUCGGCAAAUACCACUGGUCAGGCAACAUGCCAACCUAGAGUCGAACCCGGGCAGAUCCUAGUGUCCAUGUUCGAGGGGGAGCCUUAUACCCUCUGGAAUAUCAAAGACCUUGCAAGGCACGCCGGCCUGCGGGUGGUCACCAGUUUCCGAUUUCCGUGGGCUUGCUAUAGGGAAUACUCCCAUGCGCGGACCCUGGGCGACGUUGAGGGGAGGCAUGGGGGGAGAGGUGGCUGGCGAGGUGAAGAUAGGGACGCAAGAAUGUAUGUAUUCGAGGUCAAACAGGAAGACCAUUCGGUAGGGAGGAGGAACUUCCCGUCCUCUAAACCUGAGACAAGUGUGAAAAAGAAGAGGUCAAGGGACGCGUCUGAGAGUGAAGACAGUGAAUAGAAGCGUCAACGAAAAUUUUUUUCGCUGUAGGUAGAGUCCCACGGUGCAUAUCAGCCAAAAAGGAUAAAUAGAGAUAGGACCGAC
Aspergillus ibericus CBS 121593 is the source of this 1569-nucleotide messenger RNA. Its product is annotated as 25S rRNA (uracil2634-N3)-methyltransferase. The record is from RefSeq and is a predicted model, not a curated record. Lineage: Eukaryota; Fungi; Ascomycota; Eurotiomycetes; Eurotiales; Aspergillaceae. The transcript is spliced from 2 exons. The coding region runs from base 121 to 1485 and encodes 454 amino acids. Gene Ontology annotation, molecular function: rRNA (uridine-N3-)-methyltransferase activity. Gene Ontology annotation, biological process: rRNA base methylation. Gene Ontology annotation, cellular component: cytoplasm.